CAGACAUUAAACUACAUAGCUUGAAGAGGUAAGUGGUGGAUUCCAAACAUAAAAAAACUCCUAUAAUUUGAAAAGGAGUAAAAUUUUUAUAUUUAAUAAAGAUUCAAUGCAGUACUUAAUGCAAUUUUGUGUGUUUGUAUUUGAUGUUGUGUUCAUAUCUAUACAGAAGUAUUGUAAACCUUAUUAACUGUCAAAUACAAAUGGUAUUUUUUAAAGAUUCCACAUAAUCAGAAAAUUGAAGCAUUAAGUUGUUUAAGUUUUAAGAAUUAGGUUACAGAUUUUUUCUGGAUGGGAAGUCUGGUUUGAAAGAUUUGGACAUCUAUUUAUUUUUGUUCAUUUCGGUUCUCCCUAGGAACGACAAGCAGAGGACUUUUCUCAAUAAAAUAACUCCUUUUCUUUUUCAGAUGUAAAUGUUGCUGUAAGAAAAAUAGCAAACCUGCUAAAGCCUGACAAAGAAAUCCUUCAGAACGGGGAUCAUAUGAUCAUUAAAACACUAAGCACUUUUAGAAACUACAUCAUGGAAUUUGAUGUAGGGAAGGAGUUUGAGGAGGAUUUAUCUGGGGUGGACGAUCGCAAGUGCAUGACCACUGUGUCUUGGGAUGGAGAUAAGCUGCUUUGUGUACAGAAUGGAGAGAAGGAAGGCCGUGGUUGGACCCAGUGGAUUGAAGGAGAUGAAAUGCACCUGGAAAUAAGAGUGUGUGGAGUCACAUGCAAGCAGGUCUUUAAGAAGGUGCAGUGAGCUACUGCUUCUACAGGAGUGAAGAAGAGUAGAAUUUACAGACUUGCCACCAACUCUCCAAAUGCUGGUGCUGAGCAUCCUCGAAACACAGAAAUGAAGAUCACAUUAGAACUGUAUAGUUGGAAUAAAAUAUUUUUAGGAAAUUGAAAAAAAUGACUGCAAAUAAAGC
This is a messenger RNA of Poecile atricapillus (Black-capped chickadee), 908 nucleotides long. RefSeq names its product retinol-binding protein 1. Lineage: Eukaryota; Metazoa; Chordata; Aves; Passeriformes; Paridae. The record is from RefSeq and is a predicted model, not a curated record. The transcript is spliced from 3 exons. Gene Ontology annotation, biological process: fatty acid transport. Gene Ontology annotation, molecular function: fatty acid binding. Bases 479 to 739 code for a protein of 86 amino acids. Gene Ontology annotation, cellular component: nucleus; cytosol.